This is a messenger RNA of Plasmodium cynomolgi strain B, 1230 nucleotides long. RefSeq lists its product as hypothetical. Lineage: Eukaryota; Apicomplexa; Aconoidasida; Haemosporida; Plasmodiidae. The annotation marks the transcript as partial. The transcript has a single exon. The record is from RefSeq and is a predicted model, not a curated record.
ACACAUAAUUAUGUGAAUAUUUCCAAACUGAGGAAAGUGGAAGAACUACUUAAGGAGCAGAUAAUAAAAAGAAGCUUCCAAGAAGUAGACACACACUCCGGCUUUAUCCAGCUGAACAGGACAAUAUGUUGUUAUUCCGUACAUGUCAAGAAUAAAAUUGUUUGCCCCUUUUUAUUGAUGAGAAGUAACAGCUUCAUUUUGAUAGUCCUUCUCCUGAUGGAAGAUCGGAACAAUGAACGUCCCCAGGUGGAAGCUGCAAAUAAUGCCAAUAAGUUACUCUACUACAACUUGAUGCAGGAUUUUUUAACCUACGUGGAAGGUAAGAUGGUCAAACGAGCUGCUCACCUUUUUUCCCCUUACGGACAAGACAACCACAACAAGGUAGUAGUCCUCCAGAAAAUCCGCAGCGUAGGGGAUGCCUAUAUAACAUCCAUUAUUCCAUUUGGCAGACUUCUCGGAGGGAGAAGUUCUCUAUUUUUAGAUUAUCUACAAGGAGAUAUGUACAAAAGGGGAGACAUUUUACAGAGUAGCUUUUUCCCUUUUUACAACUUUUUGAUGCUGGAAAACAGGAAGGAGAAUGUUCACCUGGGGAAAGAUGAACCAACUGUGUGCAGUAGUUCUUUGCUGCAGGGGGGUAGGGAGUGUGGUUUGUCUGAGGGGAGAGUCCAAUUUACCUCCCCGAGUGAGCAAAGCGAGAGCGAUAAGGACAGCAUGUUUAGCAGCGGUGAUUUCGAAGAGGCAAGCAGUUCAGAGGGAGCAUUAGAAGAAAACCUCCCCUGCGCGUUUACCAAGAGGAAGGAGCCAAACGAUGUUCUGUACAUAAAUGGCAAGCCAAGCUUUGUGCCUCUCACAAAGGGGACUCGCACAAACAGGGAGAUAAGCGAGACCUUCUUCAAGCUACUUAUGAAGUUUUACACCUUGGCCAGGAGGGAUAACCUUAUAAGGAGAGACAGCCUUUCCAGGAGGGACAGCCUUCCCAGGAGAGACAGCCUUGCCAGGAGAGACAGCCUUGCCAGGAGGGAUAACCUUCCCAGGAGGGACAACCUGGGGGAGCCUCCACUUCCACCCAACGCACAUUAUCACGCAUAUCUUUUAUUCUUAUACAAUUACUCCUCCCGUUUGGGGAAGCACCAACAGAUCGCCAUCGAAAAUCACAUUGCUCAGAAUGAGAGCGUGCGGAUUAGCAGGGGGAACAUUCAGACCUACGUCCCGGUUUAUGUCCACGAGUAA